Carassius carassius (crucian carp) is the source of this 1574-nucleotide messenger RNA. RefSeq names its product myeloid associated differentiation marker a (gene myadma). Gene Ontology annotation, cellular component: membrane. NCBI's taxonomy places the organism in Eukaryota, Metazoa, Chordata, Actinopteri, Cypriniformes, Cyprinidae. The record is from RefSeq and is a predicted model, not a curated record. Bases 176 to 1060 code for a protein of 294 amino acids. The transcript has 2 exons.
GCGUGGAGGACUGAGUCCUGCUAAGGAAGAGCACAUCUGGGCAGCGUUACAGGAGAGAGGAGAGGGUCUCGCUUCUCCUUUGUGAUCAAAACUGGAAUAAAGCGAAGAAGUCUGUACUGUACAAGGUAUAAGGACACACAUUGCACUCCUUUGACGUCCAGAAACUUCACCAAUCAUGCCUCUGGUGGUUUGGAAGACUUCCCGUCCCAUGUGGGCGCGUUUGGCCGCUCUAGUGUUCACUUGUGUGGCGUUUAGCGUGGCGGCCCACGGAGGGGCAAUCAACAACGGCAUGUACGACUGGUGCAUCUUCUGCUGGGCUUUCAGCUUCGCCGGGACCCUGCUGGUUUUGCUGGUGGAGGUCAUGGGUCUCCAGGCUCGUGCCCCCUUGUCCUGGAAAAACUUCCCUAUAACGUUUGCCUGCUACGCUACGCUUCUUUGCCUGUCUGCGUCAAUCAUCUUCCCGCUCUACUUCGUGAAGGGCGAUGUGAGACGCGAUGAGGCGCGAGACCUCCGAAUCGUCUCCACGGUCUUCUCCUGCCUGGCCACCGUGGCAUAUUUCAUCGAAGUGAGUUUGACGCGAGCGCAACCGGGCGAAGUCGCCGGGUACAUGGCCACGGUUCCAGGCCUGCUUAAGGUUUGUGAGACCUUCGUGGCCUGCAUCAUAUUCGUGUUCAUCAGCAACCCCGUCUCUUAUGAUGGUCACUCGGCUCUGAAGUGGUGCAUGGCUGUCUACUGCAUCUGCUUCGUGAUUUCGGCGGCCAUCGUGAUCAUGUGCGUCGGUGAAUGCACCGGGUUCCUUCCGUUCCCAUUCGCACGCUUCCUUUCCGCCUAUGCUCUGCUUUCGGUCAUCAUGUACCUCACUGCCACCAUCAUUUGGCCGAUCUUCAAGUUUGACAGCCGUCAUUCAGGGAACUCAAGGCGACCAAACCAUUGCGGAAACAGUUACGAUUUGUGUUGGUGGGAUAAACUGGUGGCUGUGGCUGUUCUCACCGCUCUCAACUUCCUGAUCUACCUGGCGGAUCUGGUGUAUUCUGCCCGAUUGGUGUUUGUCACGGUGUGAGAGACCAAACGGUCAUCUUUUCCCUGACACUGAGGAUAUCUUUGAUUUUUAGCAGACUCUGCUUCAAUGAUUUUGAGCUUUUUUCCAAGUUUCUGGAGGAGGAGGAGCAAAAUGUUCAGUGAAUAAUGGUGCGUUCAAGUUAGAAAGAUUGCAUUUAUGAGUUUAACACACAUGAAAGGCAACCAACAAGUAGUAAUUAUGAGUGGGAAACAGUAUUAUUUUGGUCUCGUUGAUGUAUAGCUAAACAUUACAUUAGAAAUAUUGCCUUGGCAGCUAGCUAAGUUUAGUCUAAGAUUUGGUUAACACUAUUCUUUAAGCAGGAUGUUUUGAAGCCUUGAGUUUCCGACAUGGGGAAUGCAACAGAUACAGUUUUCAUGAUAAAUUUGUUGAAAAAAAAAUCAUUUAUUUUUAUUUGUACACUAAAACUAGUAAAGUUGCAUGGACAAAAUACAAUAGUAUUGUUCAUUUAUGAUACAAUAUGUAUCAAUUUAGUUUACAAUUGGGAAUUGAGAAG